Molecule: messenger RNA, 1355 nt
Organism: Anguilla rostrata (American eel)
Lineage: Eukaryota; Metazoa; Chordata; Actinopteri; Anguilliformes; Anguillidae
Product: olfactory receptor 6N1-like
Exons: 1
Coding region: 49-1026 (325 amino acids)
Biological process (GO): detection of chemical stimulus involved in sensory perception of smell; G protein-coupled receptor signaling pathway
Cellular component (GO): membrane
Molecular function (GO): G protein-coupled receptor activity; olfactory receptor activity; odorant binding
Source: RefSeq, a predicted model, not a curated record
AGACGAAGAAAACAGUCACGCGGAGGUCCUGAACGCCGCACGUGUGCAAUGGCAGUUCUGGCAGCUUCAAUUACGAACGACUCCGUCAGUAAACCUGUGGGAUUUUAUAUUAUCGGAUUUACGUAUUUAAAGUUUGCCAAUUUAUACUUUAUUUUCCUAACCGUCGUUUAUAUUGUAACGGUUUUGUCCAACUCCUUUAUCCUUGCCAUCAUAUGGAUAGACAAUCGCCUGCAUACUCCAAAGUACAUUGCAGUGGCUAAUCUGGCGGUCGUCGACUUGGUGUUCAGUACAACAGUCAUUCCUGGAAUGAUUAAGGCGUUUCUCGCGAAGGAUAACUUCAUUUCCUACAACGCAUGUUUGACACAGAUGUUUUUUUAUUACUGUUUCGUCUCAAUAGAGUCGUUCUCCCUCUGUGUACUUGCAUAUGACAGGUUAAUUGCGAUAUGUUUCCCACUGAGACAGAGCUCCAUCAACACAACCACCGUCAUGAUCAGUAUUUCUGUGACUGUUUGGUCGUUUUGCGUAAGUGUUAUUUUGUUCUCGACCUCACUCAUGACCAGACUGAUUUUCUGUAAUUCGGUCAAUGUGUACAGCUACUUCUGUGACUACGCCCCCGUGUUUAGACUAGCUUGCAAUGAUAACAGUUUGCAGUGGGCCACUGCAACAGCUCUGAGUUUAAUUUUUCUGUUUGGGCCCCUUAGUUUCAUCGUCAUAUCCUACGUCUGUAUUCUGGCAGCCGUGUUUAGGAUGAAAAACGUACAGAGCAGGUACAAGGCACUUGCAACGUGCACAGAACAUCUCGUUCUAGUGGCGAUUUUCUACGUGCCCAUCGUGACGUUGUUCAUAAUAGGGCUUUUCUUAUUCCGCGUCGAUCCGGACAUCAGGAUGGUGAACCUGUCGUUAGCCUCGUGCAUGCCGCCCUGUCUGAACCCCAUUGUGUAUUCCCUGUCAACCAAAGAAAUCAGGAGCAGAAUACUGGCCAUGCUUCAGAAAGUUAAGGUAGUAGCGUGGUCAGGGCCGGCGUAGACAUAGAAGGUUGCCAUAAAUGCUUUCAAAUGGACGCAUUCACUCAGUUUAGGCGUCUUUGCGUCUGGCGUCAAUUGCGCGUGUCUAUGUAAUGAAGUAUGAACUGCAUUUUAUUUGAAAUAGAUGAUCCCACACCCACACCCGUCACCCUACCAUAGCCAUACCAUUUGAAUGUUUAAACGCUGGAUUGUGAGCUGUCUCAAUUAUUAUUUGGUGUCAACUGCUUCAAUGUCCCUUGUUGGUCUGUUUGUGUAAUAGUGUAAUUUACCAUGACGUCACUGUCAGUGAGACAUUGUUCUCAGCUGACCUACCUGGUUAAAUAAAGAUAA